AAAGAAAAAGCAGAGUGAAUGUGCGUGUAUGGGAUUAUAUAUAUAUAUAUAUAUGAACACAACAUAGAUUGAUUAAGAUUCCUGUCCCACUCACUCCUCUCCACUCAUCACUACCUGCACUGCUCCUCCGCCGUCGCCGCCACCACCACCACCACCCUCCCUCCUUUAAUUCAUCCACUCAAUUUUGGGGGAGGAGCAGCUCCACCACCACCACCACAACCACCCUUCAUCUAUCUAUUAUUAGCCAUUCAUUUUAUUGCUCUCUUCAUAUCAUCCUACAAAAUCACAAAUUAAAUGGCUUCUUCCUUAAAUAUCAUCUUCAUCACUCUCCUCCUCCACCUCUCCCAAGCCAAGGGUGCAACAUUCACAUUUGUAAACAAAUGCUCACAAACAAUUUGGCCAGCAAUUCUAGGAAGUCCGGAGCUCGAAACCACAGGUUUCGAGCUCAAGAAAUCCGGUUCACGCGCCUUCCAAGCGCCAACCGGCUGGUCCGGCCGCUUUUGGGGCCGGACCGGCUGCAAUUUCGAUGAAACCGGCCACGGCUCCUGCCAAACCGGCGAUUGCGGCUCCGGCCAAUUGGAGUGCAACGGCGCCGGAGCUACCGCCGCCACGCUCGCCGAAUUCACCCUCGGCUCCGGCUCCGGCUCCAUGGACUUCUACGACGUCAGCCUCGUAGACGGAUACAACCUUCCGAUGCUCGUCGUGCCCGGCGGUGGCGGAUCGGGGCAGUGCGCGUCGACCGGGUGUCUCGAGGACAUCAACCAGAGGUGCCCGGCGGAGCUGAGGGCGGGGAGCGGCGGCGCGUGCCGGAGCGCGUGCGACGUUUUCAACACGCCGGAGUACUGCUGCAAGGGCGAGUACGGAUCGCCGGCGACGUGCAAGCCGUCGGCGUACUCGCAGGCGUUCAAGAGCGCGUGCCCUAAGUCGUACAGCUACGCCUACGACGACGCCACCAGCACCUUCACCUGCACCGCCGCGGAUUACGUCAUCACCUUCUGCCCCUCCCACUCUAGCCAAAAAUCAUCAAAAUCGGAUGAUGCUACCAGUACCACGACGGAUGAUUCCGGGUCGGGUUCGGAGCCCGGAUCCGAAACAGGGACCGGGGCGGGAACCGGAUCCGGGUCGGUGCAGGAGGCGAUUUUGGCGGACGGAUCAUGGUUGGCGGAUUUGGCAACGGGGGACUCGAGUCCUAGUGCCACAGUGCAAGCAUUGCUGGCAGUUAUUGUUGUACAUCUAGCUGUUUCACUUGUACUUUUUCAAUUGUAACAUUUGUUUUUUAGUGUUAGAGAUAAUAAUCGGAAAAGGAAAGCUACGAAUUUAUGUCAAAUGAAAAUUCAUGUCAUUAUAAAUAAUGUGAAAACGACUCGCCUUUAUAUUUCA
Molecule: messenger RNA, 1380 nt
Organism: Salvia splendens (bonfire salvia)
Lineage: Eukaryota; Viridiplantae; Streptophyta; Magnoliopsida; Lamiales; Lamiaceae
Product: thaumatin-like protein 1
Exons: 3
Coding region: 295-1266 (323 amino acids)
Source: RefSeq, a predicted model, not a curated record